This is a messenger RNA of Alternaria atra, 1749 nucleotides long. RefSeq lists its product as uncharacterized. The record is from RefSeq and is a predicted model, not a curated record. Gene Ontology annotation, biological process: transmembrane transport. Bases 1 to 1749 code for a protein of 582 amino acids. Lineage: Eukaryota; Fungi; Ascomycota; Dothideomycetes; Pleosporales; Pleosporaceae. The transcript has 3 exons. Gene Ontology annotation, molecular function: transmembrane transporter activity.
AUGGACUCUAUCGCUACCGUCCAGCCUGGCACCGAGGCUACUAGAGAGAAGAGCAUUGGCAAUAUGUCUAUUGAUGAGGAGGACGCAAUUCGCAAGGUUGAAGAAGCCAACAUGCCCUCCGCAUCUGCGCAAGAGGGUGUUCGAGAAGUAGAAGCUGUUACUCUGGCGUGGACAAAAACAUCCCUGGCAUGUGCAUUCUUGUGUAUGUGGUUCUUGUACCUUACAAAUGCCUUCCAAUCAUCCAUUACCGCCAAUCUCACGCCUUAUGUGACCUCCGGAUUCGAAGAACAUUCCCUCCUCACCGUCAUCUCCAUCGUCUCCAACUCUAUGGCUGCAGCUGUUUACAUCCCGACUGCAAAAUUGCUCGAUCUCUGGGGCCGUGCUGAAGGGUUCGCUACCAUGGUAUGUUUUGCUACCCUUGGUUUGAUCAUCAUGGCUGCAUCCACAAACCUGGCUACGUACUGCGCAGCGCAAGUCUUCUAUACGAUCGGAUUUGGCGGUAUGAUCUACUGUGUGGACGUUAUCACAGCAGAUUCGAGUAGUCUGAAGCACCGAGGACUGGCUUUCGCUUUCACAUCUUCGCCAUACAUUAUCACAGCAUUCUCGGGACCGAAGGCGGCUGAGGGGUUCUACAACAAUAUCAACUGGCGCUGGGGUUUCGGCACUUUCGCUAUCAUCCUGCCUUUCGUGGCCGCCCCGCUGUUUGUUGUGCUGAAGCUCAACCUGCGGAAGGCGAAGAAGACAGGUGUGCUGGAGCGUGAGGCGAGCGGGAGAAAUCUCAUGCAGAGCGUCAUCUUUCAUAUUCGAGAAUUCGAUGUUCCUGGUGCCUUCCUACUUGCCGCCGGUCUCGUCAUCUUCCUCCUACCUUUCACUCUCGCAGAUUCUGCACCUAACGGGUGGUCUACCGGGUACAUCAUCGCUAUGUUGGUCGUUGGUUUUGUCCUCCUCGUCCUAUUCGGUUUCCAUGAGCGCUUCACAGCCGGAAAGCCUUUCCUGCCCUUCGAUCUCUUGACCAGCCGCUCAGUCCUCGGCGCAUGUCUCCUCUCCUUCACAUACCAGAUAUCAUACUACGCCUGGAACUCCUACUUCACCUCCUUCCUGCAAGUAGUCACCAAUCUCACUAUCGCAGAAUCAGGCUAUGUCGCCUCGACUUUCGACGUACUUUCUGGUGUUUUGCUUCUGUCUGUCGGACUCAUCAUCAGCAAGACUGGUUACUUCCGUUGGCUCCUCUUCAUUGCGGUACCAAUCUACAUCCUUGGUCAAGGUCUCAUGAUCUACUUCCGCCACCCAAACACCAGCGUGGGAUAUCUGGUUAUGUGCCAAGUCUUCAUCGCGAUUGGCGGCUCCAUCAUCAUUCUCUGCGAGCAAAUUGCCGUCAUGGCCGCCGCAGAUCACCAACAUAUCGCAUCAGUGCUCGCACUUCUCAAUAUCUUCGGGUGGCUAGGUGGCGCAGUUGGAUCCACCAUCUCCGGCGCUAUCUGGACAAACUCUUUCCCACAAGCACUCAUGGAUCUGCUACCGGCUGAGGCCAUGGAGAACUUCGACCUCAUCUACGGGAGCUUGGAUGAACAGUUGAGUUAUGAGCGAGGAAGCGAGACGAGAUUGGCGAUCGAGGAGGCUUACGGAAUCGCGCAGAAGAGGAUGCUGAUCGCGGGUACAGCGAUUAUGGGACUAUGCCUCGUUUGGGUUUUCAUGAUCAAGAACUUCAACGUUGCAAAGAUGCAACAGACUAAGGGAAGAGUAUUCUAG